CGAUACACCAGUGAGUAGUACUACACAUCGCCGUCCUCAUCUCCGCGAACCCGCAAUACCCGUUCCAACAGCCUAUCUCGCCUAGAUGGCGCAAUAGUCCUCGGCGAACGACGGUCUGGCGAGCUACCGUAUCUCUUCAUUCCCACCUUCCGAUCUCAAAAAUGCCUCUCAAUCCCUCCGCCGCAUAUCCCAAAGGGGAGGCCGGUCUCAAGUUCGCUGCCUUCCCAUCCCGUCGAUCUGUGGUCCAUAGCACGAAAGGCAUCGUCGCCUGUACACAACCUCUAGCAGCAAAAUGUGGGAUCGAAAUCCUCAACAAAGGCGGCAACUGCGCAGACGCAGCUGUGGCAGUAGCAGCUGGAUUGAACAUGACCGAGCCUGGAAGCACAGGCAUUGGAGGUGAUAUGUUCUGCUUAUUCUACGAUGCGAAGACCAAGAAGGUGCGAUCUUUGAAUGGGUCUGGAAGAGCUGGCAAGAAUAUGACAUUGAGCACAGUGAGGAAGAGCUUGGGUUUGAAGGAUGGACAGGUUGGUAAGAUACCAAUGGACAGUGUACAUGCUGUGUCGAUACCUGGUGCAGCUGCUGGUUGGGUGGAUACUGUGGAAUGGUUUGGCAGUGGCAAGUUGAGCUUGGAAGAAAUUCUGGAACCUGCUGCGAAGUUUGGUGAGGAAGGAUUCCCUGUGAGCGAGUUCAGCGCAUACUUUUGGAAGAAUUCCGAGAGCUUGUUGCGAAGAGCGUCACCCAACGGAGCUGAAAUGCUGAAGAAAGAUCCCAAAGGCAAGGAUGGAUGUCGAAGGCCCGAGGCUGGCGAGAUCAUGAAGAAUCCUACCUUGGCCAAUACAUUCAGACUCGUCGGAAAGCACAAGAAAGCUGGGUUCUACACAGGAACUGUUGCCGAAGAGCUUGUCAAAGUGGUGCAAGAUCUUGGAGGUCAUUUGACGUUAGAAGAUCUCAAGAAUCAUGCAGAUCUGGGAUCAGAAGAGACGGAAGCGAUAAGCUUGAAGUUCAAAGCACAAGAAGUGGCCAAGAACCACGGACAGCACAUGCACGAUGCAAGUCAAGAGGGCGUGGAACUGUGGGAACACCCUCCAAAUGGACAAGGAAUCGUCGCACUAAUGGCUCUCGGGAUCAUCGAGCAACUGGAGAAAUCCGGCCAGAUUCCCAAAUUCGCAAAAGAGGACCACAAUUCCGCUCCAUACAUCCACGCAGUCGUCGAAGCACUACGGAUAGCCUUCGCAGACGGAAACUGGUGGAUAGCAGACCCCAAAGUCUCAAAAGUGCCCUCACAGCAACUGAUCAGUCCCGAAUACCUCGCAGAAAGAGCAAAGCUCUUCAACCCGGAAAAAGCAAGCGAAUACCUCGAGCACGGCUCUCCAGCACACAAUCAUUCCGACACAGUCUACUUCUGCGUCACAGACAGCGAAGGCAACGGAAUCUCCUUCAUCAACAGUAAUUACGGCGGUUUCGGCACAGGUAUCAUUCCCAAAGGUUGUGGCUUCACACUGCAAAACCGAGCAGCGAAUUUCGCUCUCCAGCCCGAAAACCAUCCUAACGUCCUCGCGCCGAACAAGAGACCUUAUCAUACCAUCAUCCCGGCUCUGGUCACGAACAUCAGUGAUCAGAGUCUACAUAGCGUGUACGGAGUCAUGGGAGGCUUCAUGCAGCCGCAGGGCCAUGUCCAAGUUCUUUUGAAUCAACUUGUUUUCGGACUCGAUGCGCAGGCUAGUCUUGAUGCGCCGAGGAUUUGUAUCGGGGCUGGGAUGCCUGAUGCUGGGGAUGUGAUGGAUAGGACUGUGUAUCUCGAGGAAGGGAUUUCUGAAGAGGCUGUUGCUGGGAUGAGGAAUUUGGGGCACAAGGUGCAAGUUGUGAAGGGUCUGGAACGCGCGUUGUUUGGACGUGGUCAGCUUAUUCAGUGGACGGUGGAUCCUGUGGAGCAGAUUGGGGUUUGGAGUGCUGGGAGUGAUCAGAGAGGUGAUGGACAUGCUGUGCCUGCGCUGUAGUCUUUUUUUUUCUCCUCGAAAAUUUGUCGGCUGCUGCUUGCCCCUCCGCCCCUCCGCCCCUCCUUCCUUCUUGCUUGCCGGCUAUCGCUCACGCCAACCGAGAGCUCUACAGCAUCAUCGUCACUUGUUUUCCGUCUAGAGAUGAUCUGCAUUUCCAAACCUGGACCGGUGAUGUCCCGGCGGGUGGCCUUUCCGCGUUCGGCUCUGGAGACCACUAGAGUAUUUGUCAAUGCUGUCUGUCGUGGGCCAACCCCGCCCAGGUCGUAGUCCAAGAAGCAAUGACGAUGCGACUAGAGAGAGAAGCAUAAGUAGCUGCUGCUGAAGUCGUACAACCAAAACAUCCAUCCUCUUGGCCAUCAAGGUGCUCAAAUUCCUCAUCCAAUCAGAUUUCAACAAUUUCUUUUGGAAUUCAACAAUCAUGUCUGAAGGCGGCUGCUAUUGCGGAAACGUGCGAUACAAGAGCACUGGGGAGCCUCAAGCCAAGGCCCUCUGCCAUUGCAAAGACUGCCGCAAAAUUUCGGGUUCCACUUACUCCACCAACAUCAUCGUCCCAGGCGAUGGCUUGACCUGGACCAAGGGCACGCCCAAGGAGCACACUGUAACUGCAGACUCGGGUAAUCCCAUUACCAGCUUCUUUUGCGGAGAUUGUGGCUCGACAAUGGUGCGAGGAGGAGCGUCUUUCGGCGACAACAAGAUCAUCAAGGUCGGUACACUUGACGACCCGUCCGCGCACGAGGAUGCGAAGCCAGCUGUCGAGUUGUAUGCGAAGGACCGCGUGAGCUGGGUAUCGUCGAUCGGGGGUGCUGGCCAGAAGGUUGCUAUGCCGAAUAGCGAUGAUAUGUAAAGGGUAUGAGCAUGAGCAGAGCGAGUAGUGGUUGCAGCGGCCUAGGGCAUGAAGUGGGCAUCUUGGAUCCUUUGUGAAUAGUAAUCAGGACUAUAGCGGCCAGAAUUCAUACGAUAUCCACAUGGGUAUGGGUUGAUAUGG
Molecule: messenger RNA, 2982 nt
Organism: Pseudocercospora fijiensis CIRAD86
Lineage: Eukaryota; Fungi; Ascomycota; Dothideomycetes; Mycosphaerellales; Mycosphaerellaceae
Exons: 2
Coding region: 162-1997 (611 amino acids)
Source: RefSeq, a predicted model, not a curated record